This is a messenger RNA of Fusarium graminearum PH-1, 1608 nucleotides long. RefSeq lists its product as uncharacterized. Gene Ontology annotation, molecular function: protein binding. Lineage: Eukaryota; Fungi; Ascomycota; Sordariomycetes; Hypocreales; Nectriaceae. The coding region runs from base 1 to 1608 and encodes 535 amino acids. The record is from RefSeq and is a predicted model, not a curated record. The transcript has 6 exons.
AUGGAACAAACAACUGCUACUCAGCCAAUUCUGCAGCUUCCGACCGAGAUAUUGCAUCAUAUACUGCAAUGGGUCGAACCAGCCGACUUGAUCAGAAUACCUCGUGUCUGUUCAGCCUUCAGGAACAUAACCAACUCCAAGAAGCUCUAUCGUGAUGUCUAUCUGAACCAACUGGAUGAACCAAAUGACCCCAAGCUGGACUACGAGAAAGAGAUUCGGAAUUUGGUCAAACUAGAAAGAAUAUGUACCAGUGAGGAGGUGUACAAGCAGAAAUCGGAACUUGAUUUUGUUCACGAUACUGUUACUCGCCUUCUCAAAAAUGCUUCUCCAUCUCCAGACGACACAACCACAUUCUCUACGACACAGGCACCAUCACGCAACGCAGCUCUUCUCCAACGCAUGUUCAGCAAAGAUGAGACAGUAGAGGCUUUCCUCCAGGGCUCGUCUCUUUUCAAUCGUCUACGAGAUGAAGUCCGCCAAGUCAACAGAGAUGUCACUCCUGCGCCAACCUCAACCGGCCAUGCUCAUCGUGCUCUCCAGCGAAAGAGUGCCCACCUUCACUGCCUGUACUCGAAACCCAUCCUUAAUGUCGGCCGUCUUCGUUCUACUAGGACAUAUCCUUAUGCAUGCUCCAAGGUUUAUGAUUUACGCGAGUAUACUGAUCGGUCUGGCUGGGGUCCUUUCAUGAACGACGGGUCGUUCAAUGUCGACUGGGAAAAAGUCGAGGCCAUUCUCAUCGUUCUAGGUCACAACAUCGGUACGAGACACCGUGUGGCACGCAUAUUCGGCGAGAUUUGGGAUAGUCCAUUUUCGGGAUCAUUCUCAAACAGUUUUAUGGCCCCUCCACCUCGCGACAUAACCUCACUUGAGGCCCGGGACCCUUAUAGCAUCACAGGCACAUGGUACCGCAUUGUUUGCUUUCUUGACUAUAGUGACUUUUUCGCCUUCAACUUUGGUGAUCGUGAUCUCAUCGCACCUGAUGCACCACGACACACACUCGAUGUGGGUGAAGCGACCCGUCUCAUUAUGAUGCGUAUCAACGUCACGUCAAUAGAGAAACCAGGACCUGAAGACGGACAAGACCUACCCGUGGUCCACUUUCGAGGUGUAUCUCGUUCUUUAGAUGAUUCCUUUGACAACAAUGCGAAUUCCGACAUUCGAGGUACCGCCCGUUUAACUAAAGAAGGUGAAGUGAGAUGGACGACCUUUUCGGUAUUCCACGGUAUCGAGCGUUGGCGCAGUGAAGGCAUCCAGAUCGGAGGCGUGCGCUCCGCUCGCGGCGUUGUGGGAAACUGGUUCGACCGUGACUACGACGUUCAUGGGCCUGCCGGACCUACAGCAUUUUGGAAGGGUGCUACACUUGAGCAAGUUGAAAGCAUGGAGGACGAUUUGCUACCCAAUGACUUCUUUCUGCCAUAUGGUACACUUAUCGACAUAGACUCCGAGACAGACCCAGAAGGAGACAUGCCAUAUAGUGGCGAGGAUGAAGACGAGGAAGACGAAGAUGAGGAGAUGGCGGGAAUGGCAGUGGAAGAGGAGCUCUCGGCUCUAAUUCAGGAUGCAAGCCUACCUCUGGAUAAUAGUAUUAACAGUCAGGGGUUGAAUUAG